Messenger RNA from Cooperia oncophora, 258 nucleotides. The record is from the annotation of a GenBank genome assembly. Lineage: Eukaryota; Metazoa; Nematoda; Chromadorea; Rhabditida; Trichostrongylidae.
AUGAAGCUCGUAACGACUCUCUGCAGCUCUAUCACUGGCAGCGAGUUGAUAGACUUGAGAAUCCUGAACCGUAUCCAUUCUCCAAGUUUAAUAAGGUUAUCAGCAUUCCCGACUUCACGGAUGAGGAGUAUGAGAAGCAUUUCAAAGUGGAAAAAUGGACACUUGAAGAGACAAGACAUUUGUUCGAUGUUUGCCGACGUUUUGACAUACGAUGGCCAAUCGUGCAUGAUCGGUUCGAUCGAGAGAAGUAUGGAUUGA